AUGUCAUUCUUGCUGGGUGGUGUGCUGCUGCCGGCGAGGCCUACUCUAGCCUCAGCAGCAGCAGCAGCAGCAGCAGCAGCAACAGCUUCAACAGCAGCAGCAGGAAGGCUGUCUAGGCGGCGGGGCACCGAGCUUGGAACCGGCGACUGGGGCCUUGCAUGCAGCUGCAGCAGCUGCAGCAGCAGCUGCUGCUGCGGCAUAUGCAGCAGAAGCAGCUGCAGCGUAUACACCAGCAGCAGCAGCAGCAGCAGCAGCAGCAGCAGCAGCAGCAGCAAUCACAGAAGCAGGGGAAUGACCUGCAAAUGCAGGAGUUACACCAGCAUUUGCACCAGCAGCAGCAGCCACAUCAGCAGCCACAUCAGCAGCAGCAGCAGCAGCAGCAGCAACAGCAGUAGCAGCAGCAGCAGCAGCAGCAACAGCAGCGGCCUUCGAUUUUUUUGUUCAGCUGGGCGUUUGCUGCCUCUGCAUAGUGCGCGUAAUGUAUAUAAUGCUGCCAGUACCAGAAGAUACAGCAGCAGCGGCAGCAGCAACAGCAGCAGCAGGGGCAGCAGCAACAGCAGCAGCAGCGACAGCCACAGCAGCAGCAACAACAACAGCAGCAACAGCAGCAGCAGCAGCAGCAGCAUGGAAGGGUAUGAGCGUUCACAUUACGCUACUUUAGGGGUGAAGACAAAUGCAACGCAAAAAGAAAUACGCCAGGUAGAACCACAUAAAGCAGCAGCAGCAGCAGCAGCAGCAGCAGCAGCAGCAAAUGCAGCAAAUGCAGCAGCAGCAGCAGCAGAAACAGAAGCAGCAACGGGAGAAGCAGCAACAGAAGCAGUAAUAGAAGCAGCAAUAGGAACAGCACCAACAGACGCAGCCACAGAAGAAGCAACAGAAGCAGCAACAGAAGCAGCAACAGAAGAAGCAGCAGCAGCCUAG
Molecule: messenger RNA, 921 nt
Organism: Eimeria acervulina
Lineage: Eukaryota; Apicomplexa; Conoidasida; Eucoccidiorida; Eimeriidae
Exons: 1
Coding region: 1-921 (306 amino acids)
Source: RefSeq, a predicted model, not a curated record